AUGAUAUGGAGUUUGACGAUGAUUUUUUGUUUGAACAAGAUAAAAUGGGUAUGAUAAUUACGUCCGGUAAUGUAACCAUAAGAAAAAAUCCCAGUAAUUUGAUAGGUAUCAGUAUUGGUGGUGGAUCUCCAUAUUGCCCUUGUUUAUAUAUUGUUCAAGUAUUUGAUAAUACCCCUGCUGCUUUGGAAGGAACUUUGCAGUCAGGAGAUGAAUUAUGUUCUGUUAAUGGAAUAUCGGUAAAAGGAAAAACCAAAGAAGACGUUGCCGCUAUGAUUCAAUCGUCUGGAAAUCAAGUAAGCAUCAACUAUAACAAGCUUCAUGCUGAUCCUCGUCAAGGACGGACGCUAGACAUAGCGUUGAAAAAAGUUAAACAUCGUUUAGUGGAAAGUAUGGGUAGUGCAACAGCUGAUGCUCUUGGAUUAUCCAGAGCUAUUCUGUGUAAUGAUGCUCUUGUUCAAAAACUUAUUACUUUACAGCGCACUGAAAGUUUAUAUAAAGAUCUAGUAGCUCAUGCUAAAUCAAUGUUACAUGCAUUUUUUGAUCUGAUACAAAUUCACAAAGUAUUCGGAGAUGCUUUUGUAUCAAUAGGAGUGCGAGAACCUCAACCUCGUGCCAGUGAAGCAUUCAGAAAAUUUGGAGAGCAACAUAGGCAAAUAGAAAAGUUUGGAAAAUUGAUGUUAAAGAUGCUAAAACCAAUUUUAAGUGAUUUAGGGACUUAUCUUCAUAAAGUGAUUCCAGAUACUCGGUUAACAAUCAGCAAAUAUGCUGACGCCAAGUUUGAAUAUUUAUCUUAUUGUCUAAAAGUAAAAGAAUUAGAUGACGAAGAACAGAGUUACAUCGCUCUUCAAGAACCAUUAUAUCGUGUUGAAACAGGAAAUUACGAGUAUAGAUUAGUUUUAAGAUGCCGACAAGAUGCUCGGUUAAAGUUUGCUAAACAAAGAUCAGAUGUUCUUGUAAAAUUAGAGUUACUAGAUAACAAACAUGUUCAGGAUAUCGUCUGGCAAUUUCAAAAAUUUGCUUCUAGUCUAUCAAGUUAUUAUUCGAAAACUCAAAGUUUAUUAUCUACCACAAGUUUAUUUCCGGUUGAAGUUGAUCUUACACGGUCUGCAUUUCAUUAUAAAUUGUCCGAACAACAAAUCGUAACUGAAGAAGAUCUCUACAGUGAUGCGGAAUUAAGAAACGAAGAUGAUGAAAACAAGAUAAAUCCAAUUCUAGGAAUAGACACUGAAUAA
Messenger RNA from Cotesia congregata, 1232 nucleotides. Lineage: Eukaryota; Metazoa; Arthropoda; Insecta; Hymenoptera; Braconidae. The record is from the annotation of a GenBank genome assembly.